AUGGCAAGCCAUGGAGUUCGGCGCUUCAAACCGGUGGAAAAGACACCAGAAGAGCGGCAGCAAGAGCUACAGAAGAUUGAUGAAUACAAAUCUCUAGAACGCCUGGUGUCAGAGAAGGUGGCCCAACAUGAAUAUACGGUCGAGACUCUUCAGGGAAUUUCCGACUUGCUGAGUCGCAACCCAGAGUACUACACCGUGUGGAAUUACCGGCGACAAGUCCUUCGGCAUCAGUUUGUUGAUGCUGGGAACUGUGCCGAAGGAGAAUCCAGCAACCAGGUCGCCGAGCUGAUCAAAAACGACCUGGUGUUUCUCAUGCCUCUGUUACGUAGCUUCCCCAAAUGCUACUGGAUCUGGAACUACCGCCUGUGGCUUUUGGAUGAAGCCCGCCGACUGCUCCCAUUGGCCAUGUCUCGCCAGUUCUGGCAAGAGGAGCUGGUCCUCGUGGGCAAGAUGUUGACGUUGGACAGUCGGAACUUCCACGGCUGGGGAUAUCGACGCCUAGUGGUGGAGACCUUGAAGCAACUGGGCACCCCCGCCGAGGCUGCCAGCAUGACCCAGAAGGAAUUUGAGUAUGCGAAAAAGAUGAUCGGCGCCAAUCUGUCCAACUUCUCCGCGUGGCACUACCGUACAAAGCUUAUCCAGCGACUACUUGAGGAGCAGUCGGCCAGUGACGAGGAGCGAAGGAAGAUGUUGGACGACGAGUUGACUCUCAUUCAUCAAGCCCUGAUUGAUCCUUAUGACCAGUCCUUGUGGUUUUAUCACCAGAAUCUGAUUCGCCCCCGGACUAUGGCUCCGAAUCUGAGCACGUCAGAGCGACUUCAGUAUCUGCGAAAUGAAAUCGAAGAUAUCCAGGAGAUGCUCGAUGGGGCCGAGGACUGCAAGUAUACGUACCAGGCACUGAUCGAGUGUACCUUGCUAAUCUCGAAGGUGGCCGGUCGUUUAUCCACCGAGGAUCGAGAACAGAUUCUGAGCUGGCUCUCAGAGUUAAAGCAACUCGAUCCGCUGCGGAAACAGCGGUGGCUUGAUUUUGAGAAGACGUUACCUGGCGAAGAGACGUUGCCAGUAUGA
Penicillium daleae is the source of this 1068-nucleotide messenger RNA. RefSeq names its product Rab geranylgeranyltransferase BET4. Gene Ontology annotation, biological process: protein geranylgeranylation. Gene Ontology annotation, molecular function: Rab geranylgeranyltransferase activity. Lineage: Eukaryota; Fungi; Ascomycota; Eurotiomycetes; Eurotiales; Aspergillaceae. The transcript is spliced from 5 exons. Bases 1 to 1068 code for a protein of 355 amino acids. Gene Ontology annotation, cellular component: Rab-protein geranylgeranyltransferase complex; cytoplasm. The record is from RefSeq and is a predicted model, not a curated record.